ACCCGGGCGUUGUGGGCGGUGCUCGCCGCGCGGCUUCUAUGGCGCACAUCACCAUCAACCAGUACCUGCAGCAGGUUUGUGAAGCCAUCGACUCGAGGGAUGGAGCGUCUUGUGCCGAGUUGGUGUCUUUUAAGCACCCUCAUGUUGCAAACCCACGGCUGCAAAUGGCCUCUCCAGAAGAGAAGUGCCAGCAAGUUUUGGAGCCCCCUUACGAUGAAAUGUUUGCAGCUCAUUUAAGGUGCACUUAUGCAGUGGGAAACCAUGACUUCAUAGAGGCCUACAAGUGCCAGACCGUGAUAGUUCAAUCAUUCUUGAGGGCGUUCCAGGCCCACAAAGAAGAAAAUUGGGCUCUGCCUGUCAUGUAUGCAGUAGCACUUGACCUUCGGGUAUUUGCCAACAACGCAGAUCAACAGUUGGUAAAGAAAGGAAAGAGCAAAGUUGGGGACAUGUUGGAGAAAGCGGCUGAACUGCUGAUGAGCUGCUUCCGCGUGUGUGCCAGCGACACUCGCGCUGGUAUAGAGGACUCUAAGAAGUGGGGGAUGCUGUUUCUGGUGAAUCAGUUAUUUAAAAUUUACUUUAAGAUCAACAAACUCCAUUUGUGUAAACCCCUAAUUAGAGCAAUCGACAGCUCAAAUCUGAAAGACGAUUACAGCACUGCACAGAGGGUCACAUACAAAUACUAUGUUGGACGCAAGGCUAUGUUUGACAGUGACUUUAAGCAAGCCGAGGAGUACCUGUCCUUUGCCUUUGAGCACUGUCACCGCUCAAGUCAGAAGAACAAGAGGAUGAUUCUGAUAUAUUUGCUUCCAGUGAAAAUGCUAUUGGGUCAUAUGCCAACCAUCGAGCUUUUGAAAAAGUAUCAUCUCAUGCAGUUUGCUGAAGUGACCAGAGCUGUAAGCGAAGGCAAUCUGCUCCUGCUGAACGAGGCUCUGGCCAAGCACGAGACCUUCUUUAUCCGCUGUGGUAUUUUCCUCAUCCUCGAGAAGCUGAAGAUCAUUACCUACAGGAAUCUCUUUAAGAAAGUGUAUUUGUUACUCAGAACACAUCAGCUGUCUCUGGAUGCUUUUCUAGUUGCCCUGAAGUUCAUGCAGGUGGAAGAUGUGGACAUUGAUGAAGUCCAGUGUAUUCUGGCUAAUUUGAUAUACAUGGGUCACAUUAAAGGCUACAUAUCGCAUCAGCACCAAAAGCUAGUUGUCAGCAAGCAAAACCCGUUCCCUCCGCUGUCCACGGUGUGUUGAGUGUAUGAACAGCCCUGAGGAUGGGGGAGCAGUCUGUUCCUUUUGAUUUUAGUCCCAGGAAUGCUGAGACUGAGUUUGAGUUGCCUGUACCUCCAUCAUUCAUAACUAAUGCCAACCUCAGAAAGACCUGGAAUUCCUUUUUCAGAAAGUGCAAAUACCUCUGCUGGCUCUGGAGCAUUUGUGAGUCUUCUGUGAAGGAGGCUUUGUGCUAAGGCAGCUAUGGUUCACUUUUCAUAACCGUGGUUCAUAGAGGCUUAUCUUUGUGACUUUUUAUAGCUUUUUCUAUAAAAAAGGCAUUCUGGAUUUAUACAGAUGUCAUAUUCUUUAUUGUA
Molecule: messenger RNA, 1570 nt
Organism: Cynocephalus volans (Philippine flying lemur)
Lineage: Eukaryota; Metazoa; Chordata; Mammalia; Dermoptera; Cynocephalidae
Gene: PCID2
Product: PCI domain containing 2
Exons: 14
Coding region: 39-1238 (399 amino acids)
Biological process (GO): transcription elongation by RNA polymerase II; poly(A)+ mRNA export from nucleus; post-transcriptional tethering of RNA polymerase II gene DNA at nuclear periphery
Cellular component (GO): transcription export complex 2
Molecular function (GO): double-stranded DNA binding; RNA binding
Source: RefSeq, a predicted model, not a curated record